Messenger RNA from Penicillium vulpinum, 1209 nucleotides. RefSeq names its product DUF4050 domain-containing protein. NCBI's taxonomy places the organism in Eukaryota, Fungi, Ascomycota, Eurotiomycetes, Eurotiales, Aspergillaceae. The transcript has a single exon. The coding region runs from base 1 to 1209 and encodes 402 amino acids. The record is from RefSeq and is a predicted model, not a curated record.
AUGAUGGCCACCGGGUCUCGCGAUUCCUCAGUUCGCGAGGCGAAAGUCUUCGUCAAGGAAGUCGUCCGCAAUGACUGGGAUUUCGAAACCGGCGCUCCCUCCCCGUCGUCCGCCGAUGGCACGCUUUGCCAUAACCGUGAAGUGUGCGAAUGGCGAGUUCGAGAAUUCGACACCCCAGCUUCAGAACUUGAGCCACAGAGUUCAGAUAGCGAGCCAGAAUAUGAACAGUCAGCGCUGAACCCACCUGGAGAUGCGGGCAUCGAGCGGCGUCGCAAGCGCCGUCGACAAAUGGACGACGAAAUGGCAUGGAACGAAGGGCUACGCGUAUGGAUGGCCAGACGCGAUGCGUGGUGUGGUGCGAAGACCCGGCGACAGAUUCGCGCGGAGGAGGAAAAGCGCGCGUUGGCUGGUGCGCAGACAUAUACAACAGAUCAAUCCGAUGGCGCGGGAUUGGGAGAAAAUGAUGUGACUUCGUCUGCUUCAUCCCAAUCUGCGAAACUGCCUAGCCAAGGUAGUGAGGGUAUUGGCGCCUCUGACCUGGCGACCCGAACCAACACGUCACUCUCUAUCGCGGAUCGGGAGAAAAGUGAGGAGCUCCAGCAUCGAGCAGAUCUGACUUCCGGACAGCAAGAAGAUCAGGAGGAAGGAUUGUCUACCACGCCAGACGAGGGGGCUAAACCGAAGAUCUCGUCAGAUACCAAUAUCACAGUGCCGGAUCAGAAACUUGCCUCAAUCGUGCCUACUCGGCCAACCUUACCGGCUGUGGAGGACCAAACAGAAGAAGAGAAAGAAGAAGAAGAGCUUGACGAACCACUUUGCCCCGUUGCCCCGCCUUUCAUUUCAAACGAUAACCCAGUUCGCGCAACCAUCAAUCCCGCAAUCUACCCUUCAAUCUAUACUAAGGUUGUCGUACAAGGCAUGACCCCCACCAUCCCCGUCAACCUCGCCCAUUUGACCAAAGCCAUGGUACAAGGCUGGAAAUCAGACGGGCAGUGGCCACCAAAGCCAGCUGUGACAUCGAUUGUCCUUGCCGAUGAUGCAUCCGUGCCUAAGAAAAACACAGCUGCUGAGGAGGCGCCACAGGGCAGGAGAAAGAACAGCAUUACCAAUGCUGUGAAAAAAGUCUUCCAUUUUGGAACGCAUCCCUUCCAUCGCCGCGGCAGCCAGGAUACUGGGGCCGGAGCCGGUGCCACUGGCCCGACGGCCUAA